Messenger RNA from Nomascus leucogenys (northern white-cheeked gibbon), 2048 nucleotides. NCBI's taxonomy places the organism in Eukaryota, Metazoa, Chordata, Mammalia, Primates, Hylobatidae. The record is from RefSeq and is a predicted model, not a curated record.
CGUUCCUCUCUGCCGUGCGCGCUUCCCCGCCUACCCCGAGCGGCUCAGGUGUCCUGUCGUGUUCACCUGCGCCGGCCGCUGGACCGCGGGGCGCUAACCCUGGAGAGCCCAGGAGCGGGCGGGGCAUGGACUCCGUGGUCUUUGAGGAAGUGGCCGUGAACUUCACCCCAGAAGAGUGGGCGUUGCUGGAUCAUGCUCAGAGGAGCCUCUACAGAGAUGUGAUGCUGGAGACGUGCAGGAACCUGGCCUCCUUGGAUUGUUGCAUUUAUGUUAGAACCAGUGGAUCAAGUUCUCAGAGGGACAUUUUUGGGAAUGGAAUAUCCGAUGAUGAAGAAAUUGUAAAGUUCACAAGAAGUGAUUCCUGGUCUAUUUUUGGAAAAAAUUGGAGAUUUGAUAACAUUGGAGAUCAGCACCAAAUGCCAGAGAGGCAUUUGAGAAGUCAAUUGGGGAGCCUCUGUGAAAGUAAUGAAGGUCAUCAAUGUGGAGAGACCUUGAGCCAGACUGCGAACCUUCUUGUGCACAAGAGUUACCCUACCGAAGCUAAACCUUCUGAGUUCACUAAGUGUGGCAAAGCCUUCAAGAAUCGGCAGAGAUCUCACACUGGACAGAGACUGUAUAAGGAAUGUGGGGAAGCCUGCAGCUGCCUCUCCUGCCAAAGCCCUCCUAUGAAAACGCAGACUGUAGAGAAACCCUGUAAUUGCCAGGACUCAGGGAGAGCAUCUGCAACAUAUGUGAAAAGUCUCAGCAGUAAAAAGUCUUAUGAAUGUAAAAAAUGUGGAAAAGCUUUCACUUGUCCCUCAUCUUUCAGGGGACAUGUGAAUAGUCACCAUGGGCAGAAAACCCAUACAUGUAAAGUAUGUGGGAAGACCUUUAUGUAUUACUCCUACCUUACACGGCACGUAAGAACUCACACAGGAGAGAAACCCUAUGAAUGUAAGGAGUGUGGGAAAGCCUUCAGCUGUCCCUCAUACUUUCGAGAACAUGUCAGAACACACACUGGAGAGAAACCGUAUGAAUGUAAGCAUUGUGGAAAAUCAUUCAGCUGUUACUCCUCCUUUAGGGAUCACGUGAGGACACAUACUGGAGAGAAACCCUGUCAGUGUAAACAUUGCGGAAAAGCAUUCACUUGUUACUCGUCUCUUCGAGAACACGGGAGAACGCACAGUGGAGAGAAACCCUAUGAGUGUAAGGAAUGCGGCAAAGCCUUCAGGUACCCCUCCUCUCUGCGAGCACACGUGAGAAUGCACACUGGAGAGAAGCCCUAUGUGUGCAAGCAGUGUGGGAAGGCCUUCGGAUGUCCCACUUACUUUAGAAGACAUGUGAAAACACACAGCGGGGUGAAGCCCUAUGAAUGUAAGGAGUGUGGGAAAGCCUACAGUUUUUCCUCCUCUCUUCGAAUCCACGUGAGGACGCAUACUGGAGAGAAGCCCUUUGAGUGUAAGCAUUGUGGGAAAGCCUUCAGCUGUCACUCCUCCCUUCGAGAGCACGUGCGAACCCACAGCGGAGAGAAACCGUACGAAUGUAAUCAAUGUGGGAAAGCCUUCAGCCACGCUCAGUACUUUCAAAAGCACGUGAGAUCACACAGUGGGGUCAAACCCUAUGAAUGUACUGAAUGUGGGAAAGCCUACAGUUGUUCCUCUUCCCUUCGUGUGCACGUGAGAACACACACUGGAGAGAGACCGUAUGAAUGCCAGCAGUGUGGGAAAACCUUCAGGUAUCUCGCGUCGCUUCAAGCACAUGUGAGAACACAUGCUGGAGCAUGAAUCUACGAAUACGGUGGACCUGGGAGAGUGUUCAACUGCAAAACCUUGUUGUAAAUGCGAGAAAACACUGGCGAGAGACCUUAUUUAUGUAGAGCAUGUAGGAAAACCUGGUAUAGCCCUUAUUUUGUACCUAAAAACUCAGAGUAGGAGAGAAAUCUCUUAAUUAUGAUUAAUAUGGUAUUGCCUUUACAUGCCUCAGCCUUCAUAGUGAUUCCUUGUGUAUUAAUUUCUAGUGUAUGUUUGUGAUGUAAACACUUAAUAAAUAUCCUGUUUUGUACGCUUUCA